AUGGGUGUUGAGCUAUGCCCUGUCGAAGCUAUGCUUGAUGAGAUCCAUCCGCCUAUCUCACGCAACCUAUACAGUGAUGUAAAACAAUAUGGACGCGGAGCAUACACAUUGGGUCGCAUUGGAGGCCACAAUAUUGUUGUCGCAGCCAUGCCACAGAUUGGAAACAAUGCUGCUGCAAUUGUGGCGAAUCAGUUGUGGCAAGAUUUCCCCUUCGUCGAAUUACGCUUCCUGGUCGGUAUUGGUGGAGGCAUCCCCGGCGGCGCGGAGGACGAAGAUAUUCGCUUGGGUGAUGUUGUUCGCACGGGUAUGUCUGCUCGACCACCCGCGAUCCUGAGCGCGAAUGUCGAGCGAUUAAAAUCCCUCCACCAUCGAGAAAGGAGUCGGAUCCCACAGUUCCUCGAGCAGAUGUUUGAGAGAUUCCCCAAGAUGAAUGAGGGCUAUCUUCGUCCGAACAUCGGUGAUGAUCGAUUAUUCAAAUCUAAUUGUCUUCAUCAAGGUGGCCCAACCUGUCAAGGUUGCCCCACUUCACAGCUCAUCGUGCGAAGACAGCGCACCUCUUCAGACCCCCGAAUUCAUUAUGGAAUUAUUGGUUCCGGGAAUACAGUCGUUAAGGAUAGCUAUACCCGAGACUGCCUGAAGCAGGAUCUGAAUAUCAUCUGCGUUGACAUGGAAGCAUCCGGCCUAGUGGAUGCCUUUCCUAGUCUUGUCGUUCGAGGAAUCUGCGAUUAUGCAGAUUCACACAAGAACAAAAAUUGGCAAGCCUACGCCGCCGCUGUAGCCGCCGCCUAUAUGAAGGAACUUUUACUAAUUGUUCCGCAUGAAAUCCUCGUGAAGCGGGAAGGCAAGCAAAAUGCGAAGCACGACAUGGAGCCAUAA
This is a messenger RNA of Exophiala bonariae, 876 nucleotides long. RefSeq lists its product as uncharacterized. The transcript has 2 exons. Gene Ontology annotation, biological process: nucleoside metabolic process. The record is from RefSeq and is a predicted model, not a curated record. Lineage: Eukaryota; Fungi; Ascomycota; Eurotiomycetes; Chaetothyriales; Herpotrichiellaceae. The coding region runs from base 1 to 876 and encodes 291 amino acids. Gene Ontology annotation, molecular function: catalytic activity.